CCGACUCUCUGUCACGUGGAGUUUAUAUUUGGGUCUCGAGACUCUCUUGGCUCCAGAUCCAAAGGCAAAAACCCUCCCGUCUACCAAGAGAGAGGAAUGCAACAGAAGGGAAGAGCUCAUAACCGCAGAUCCAGGAGCUUUUCUAGAUCCCGCAUUGCCAUUCAAGGCAUUUAGCAGGAUAAAAAAUCCCCUUCUUUCAGAUUUUCAACCCCUCUCUUUUGAUAGAACACCCCACUCUCCUCUCAUUUUCCACUCACAUCAACUCCAUCCAUGGCUCGUCAGGGGGAAGAAGAACGGACGGUCCAGAAGAACUACUGGCUCGAGCAUUCCGUCGACUUGACUGUCGAAGCCAUGAUGCUCGAUUCUCGUGCCGCCGAUCUCGACAAAGAAGAGCGGCCCGAGGUGCUAUCUCUACUUCCAAGUUUUAAGGGAAAGUCUCUAUUGGAGCUUGGAGCCGGUAUUGGUCGCUUCACAACUGAGUUAGCUAAGGAGGCUGGUCAGGUUCUAGCUGUGGACUUCAUUGAAAGUGUGAUAAAGAAAAAUGAAAGUGUUAAUGGACAUUUUAAGAAUGUCAGCUUUAUGUGCGCUGAUGUAACAUCUCCAGACCUGCAAAUAGCACCUGAAUCUAUGGAUUUUGUAUUCUCAAACUGGCUGCUAAUGUAUCUGUCAGACAGUGAGGUUGAGAAUCUGGCCAAAAGGAUGAUCAAGUGGUUGAAGCCUGGUGGGUUUAUCUUCUUCAGAGAAUCUUGUUUUCAUCAAUCUGGAGAUAGUAAGCGAAAAAGCAACCCAACCCACUAUAGGGAGCCAAGAUUCUAUACAAAGGUUUUCAAAGAAUGUCAGAUGAAUGAUGGCUUUGGAAAUUCCUUUGAGCUUACCCUUAUUACCUGUAAGUGCAUUGGAACUUAUGUGAGGAGUAAAAAGAAUCAAAAUCAGGUUUGCUGGAUAUGGGAAAAGGUCAAGUCAACUGAUGAUAAGGGAUUUCAGCGUUUCUUGGAUAAUGUGCAGUAUAAAUGCGAUGGUAUAUUGCGCUAUGAACGUGUCUUUGGAGAAGGUUUUGUGAGUACAGGGGGAAUUGAUACAACGAAGGAAUUUGUGGCAAAGCUGGAGCUUAAGCCUGGUCACAAGGUCCUUGAUGUUGGAUGUGGCAUUGGGGGAGGUGACUUCUACAUGGCUGAAAAUUUUGAUGCUGAGGUUGUUGGCAUUGACCUAUCCAUAAACAUGGUUUCUUUUGCUCUUGAACGUGCCAUUGGACGCCAGUGCUCGGUUGAGUUUGAGGUUGCUGACUGCACCCAAAAAAACUAUCCUGAUAACACAUUUGAUGUGAUAUACAGCCGUGACACUAUUCUCCACAUACAAGACAAACCUACCUUAUUUAGAACCUUCUUUAAGUGGCUGAAGCCAGGUGGCAAAGUUCUAAUCACUGAUUACUGCAAGAGAGCUGGGCCUCCAUCAGCAGAAUUUGAGAAGUACAUUAGGCAGAGAGGAUAUGAUUUGCAUGAUGUAGAGGCCUAUGGUCAGAUGCUCAAGGAUGCUGGUUUUGAUGAAGUUACAGCUGAAGAUCGAACCGAUCAGUUCAUAAAGGUGUUGCAGAGAGAAUUAGAUGCCGUUGAGAAGAACAAGGAUGCCUUCAUCCAAGAUUUUUCUGAAGAGGACUACUCUGAAAUCGUUGAUGGUUGGAAGGCGAAGCUGAUGAGGAGCUCGGUUGGUGAGCAGAGGUGGGGCCUGUUUUUUGCCAAGAAAAAAUGAUUGUUCGAAGAAAUUCCAUUGUCUGCUUGACUAAGUUGAAGUGAACAAGAAGCACAAAUAAUAGACAAGACUCAAUAUGCAUCCUGCUGCUAUGGUGUUUAAAACUAUGGUUUGAUCUUAGUUUAUAAACUUAUUAUAAAGUUGGUUUGAUCUUAGUUUAUAAACUUAUUAUAAAGUUGGCUUUCCAUGUGUCA
Messenger RNA from Magnolia sinica, 1940 nucleotides. RefSeq names its product phosphomethylethanolamine N-methyltransferase-like. The transcript has 12 exons. Lineage: Eukaryota; Viridiplantae; Streptophyta; Magnoliopsida; Magnoliales; Magnoliaceae. The record is from RefSeq and is a predicted model, not a curated record. The coding region runs from base 271 to 1746 and encodes 491 amino acids. Gene Ontology annotation, molecular function: phosphoethanolamine N-methyltransferase activity. Gene Ontology annotation, biological process: phosphatidylcholine biosynthetic process.